Monoraphidium neglectum is the source of this 1017-nucleotide messenger RNA. RefSeq lists its product as hypothetical. The coding region runs from base 1 to 1017 and encodes 338 amino acids. Lineage: Eukaryota; Viridiplantae; Chlorophyta; Chlorophyceae; Sphaeropleales; Selenastraceae. The record is from RefSeq and is a predicted model, not a curated record. The transcript has 5 exons.
AUGGCCAAGCUUGCAGGAAAGGGCAGCCAGCUCAAGGCCAACGCAGCCGCACUGACACUCAAGUGCCAUGUCUGCCUGCAGGUUUUCAUCUGCACGCGUGGCGGCGACCUGGCAGGGGAGGCGGCCGCGCGCGCCGUGGCGCGCGCCGACGCCGAGGCGCUGCACCUGCGGCUGCUGGAGCGGCAGCAGCGGCGGGAGGCCCUCAAAGACCGCCUGAUGGAGGACGCGAGGCGCGCCAAGCGCGAGCAGCUGCUUAGGAUUGAGGCGGUCGCCAAGGCGCGCGCGCGCCAGCGCGGCCUGGCCAGCCUGGCGGUCGACCCCGACAUCCUGGCGCUCUCAUCGCGCUUCAGCCGCCUGGACGACGUCGUGGGGCAGCAGCUGUUGAGCGCUGCCCGCAGCGCCGACGCUGCUGCAGCCAAGCUGGGGCCAACGAUUGACAGCUACCGCGUCGGUGGCGGCGUGGGCAUCACCCCACCAGCUAGUGUCUAUGGGGCGCAGCCGCAGCCGCCGCAGCAGCAGCCGCAGUCGCCGCCGCAGCAGCAGCCGCAGUCGCAGCCGCAGCAGCAGCAGCAGCAGCAGCAAAAGCAGCAGCAGGGUUGGGCCCCCAGUGCUGCUGUCGCCGCCGCCAACGGCGCUGCAGCGCGGCGUGAGCAGCAGAGGGUACCCGUCCCUGGCGCUGCGCCCGCCAGCGACUCAGUGCAGCGGCAGCAGCAGGCAUGGGAGCGCAAGCGUGAACAGGAGCGGCAGACGUACUGGGAGCAGCAGCAGCGGGCUGAUGCGGAGCUGCGGGCGGAGCGGGAGCGGGAGUGGAGCGAGUACUACUGGCGAUUGCAGCAGGGGCAGCAGCAGCAGCAGCAGCAGCAGCAGCAGCAGCAGCAGCAGCAGCAGCAGCAGCAGCAGCAGCAGCAGCAGCAGCAGCAGCAGAGCGCUUACGGUGGUUAUGGCAGUUACGGAGAACUCAGUAGCCGGGGGAUGUACCGCCAGACCAGGCGCAAACCGUGGUGGCAAUUGUGGUGA